Messenger RNA from Lotus japonicus, 1776 nucleotides. Its product is annotated as protein WVD2-like 2. The transcript has 7 exons. The record is from RefSeq and is a predicted model, not a curated record. Gene Ontology annotation, biological process: microtubule cytoskeleton organization. Lineage: Eukaryota; Viridiplantae; Streptophyta; Magnoliopsida; Fabales; Fabaceae. Gene Ontology annotation, molecular function: microtubule binding. Bases 298 to 1434 code for a protein of 378 amino acids.
ACGAACAUGGUAGAGAGAGAGAAACAAAAAAAAAAAAAAGAAUUGAUUUUUCAUAAAGCAAAAGAAUAAUAUUGAUACAUAAAUUUUGAGACUUUGUUUGUAUUUGGCACUUCACAGUACACACACUACAACACCCAAUGAAAUAAAACAAAACAAGCACACAGCCAGAGAGAGAGAGAGAGAGAGAGAGAACCAGAGGAAGUAGAAGAAGAAGAAGCUGAAGAAAGAGAAGAGAUCUUGUGAGAUCAGGCUUCAACUGUAACACCCUUUUGUCACAUUCUUAGCUGAUUCUGCAUCAUGGGGAGAGAAGUUUCAGAAACACAGGUUGUGGACAAGAAGCCAAAUGGCGUAAUAGCCGCUUCAAAUGGUGAUUCUAAUGAUAAAGCACACAUUUCUUCUAAAAUUGCAGCAGUUAAGGCUGAAGCAAAGGAUCAUGAGGUAAAGGAAUGUACCAAAGACAACGAUUUUGUUGAGAAGUGCCAUGAGAAGAAGGAUGUUCUGAGCGCCAAAACCACAAACUGUAAUACUGACUUACCUGAGAAGGAGAUCGAGAAAUCUGAAGUGCAGAAAUUGGAUGACAGUAAAAAGUUAACCUCGCCUGCUGCAAGAAAAGAGCAUACAAAUCACUCUGUUUCUCAGCCAUCUGAUUUGGUUACUGAAAGGCAAGGAUCCUACACACAGAUUGUUGAUACUAAAGCUGUUGCAACAGGUCUGAACUUGUCACCAAAUGCUAACAGCAUGCAGUCACCUUACUCAUCAAAGAACUCGCAGCCAAACACACCAUUUUCAUCAAGUAAGCCCUUGCAACUUGAUGAUAAGAAGAACUAUGAUGAUGAAGAUAACUGGUCUCUUGCUUCCUCUGCUUUUUCUAUGCGCACUGCUAGAUCUAAGGUAACUCAGGGUUCAGCCCCUACAUUUAAAUGCUCAGCACGCGCAGAGAAACGGAAAGAGUAUUAUCUGAAAUUAGAGGAGAAAAAACAAGCUCUUCAAGAAGAAAAAAACCAGUAUGAGGCAAGGCAAAAGGAAGAGCAAGAAGCAGCCAUCAAGCAGUUGAGAAAGAACUUGGUGAUUAGAGCAAAACCAGUACCAAACUUCUACUAUGAGGCACCUCCACCAAAGGCUGAACUCAAGAAGCUGCCACUGACUCGCCCCAAGUCACCAAAACUAAACAACCGGAGGAGGAGUCAUGGUGAUGCUGUGAACUCAAUCUCUCCUGAAGUUUGUAGCCGAGCACGUCAUAGCACUGGUAGCCGAAUCAGAGGCGGUUCUAACACUCCUCUCACUCAAAGAAACAAGGACCAGGCCAUUCGGCACAGUAGCAAUGGCAGUUGCAAAACCAAAGAACGAUCAAAAGUGGAUACCGCAACAAAAACAGCUCCUCCCCAGAUCACUGAGCUCCCAAACGCAGCAGACAUAUCAGUCCAAUCGUACUGACCCGCCACUUGAGAGGAAAAUACCCCCAUUUUCUUUUCAUUCGGACUGACUCUUCUGAUUUGUGUUAACUUGCGGUGUAUAUGGUUUUUGUAAGUUAUAUCAGCACACAUCAUAUUCUUAUGUAAUGGUCGUCAUUGAUGUAAUAUGUAAUGUACCAGAUUGUGAUGUUCCCCCAAACUAGUUCCCUGGAUUUGACAAAUGUUGUGACAUAUAUAUGUAGGAGUAGUAGCGUUUGGGAUGUUAUACGGUUUAAUCUUCAGUGUUAAAUUGGUGUUUUUGGGGGAACGUAUUAUGAUUAUGUAAUGCACAUUUUUGUUGCAGAUUUAAGCUUGCAUUUUAACA